Molecule: messenger RNA, 438 nt
Organism: Geodia barretti
Lineage: Eukaryota; Metazoa; Porifera; Demospongiae; Tetractinellida; Geodiidae
Source: the annotation of a GenBank genome assembly
AUGGGCCCCACCAGUCGCCGCGACCUCAUUUUCUUCCAAAGGCAGGACAUUCGAGCAGUCCUCAGAAUGGAAGAGAGCACCAUAUCCGCCGAGAUAUGGAACAUGUACGAUAUGUUUGAGCCCGUGCCCGACUUCACCGCUCCUACAUUGGAGCAGAUAGACCGGAUGGCUCGGUGGAUUGAGGAGCAGAUCGAAAACUACGAGCGACCUGUCGUAGUUACCUGCCACGCUGGCAUCGGCAGGACAGGGACUAUGCUGGCCGCAUAUAUGGUCUACAUGGGCUACGAGCCACAGGCAGCCAUUGACCACGUCAGGGAGCAGCGACCCGGGUCUAUCGAGACCCCGGAGCAGCAGCAGGCGGUCUUCGACUACGCCGAACACCGGAGAGUACCGGUGGGGCCCGUGUUCGGGGAAGCUAGACACAAACGUGGCAAAUGA